Messenger RNA from Papaver somniferum (opium poppy), 2071 nucleotides. Its product is annotated as cysteine-rich receptor-like protein kinase 10. The record is from RefSeq and is a predicted model, not a curated record. Lineage: Eukaryota; Viridiplantae; Streptophyta; Magnoliopsida; Ranunculales; Papaveraceae. Bases 33 to 2042 code for a protein of 669 amino acids. Gene Ontology annotation, biological process: protein phosphorylation. Gene Ontology annotation, molecular function: protein kinase activity; polysaccharide binding; ATP binding. The transcript is spliced from 7 exons.
GUAAAGCCUAGUGCCUCAGUAUUCUCCUCCGUAUGAAAGCAAAAAUGUUCUUCAAUGAACUCUUCUUCCCACUCUUACUCAAUCUUAUCAUUCUCAUUUACCUACUACAAACUGUUUUAGGCCAAAAUAAUCAAAACCCGAAAUUCAAAGCUUGUGAACCCAAGAAAUGUGGCAAUAAUAAUUUCACCAUAAGCUAUCCAUUUUGGAUUGAUGAUGAACAAGAAUCCUACUGUGGUCACCCUAACUUUAAGAUAUCUUGUACUGAUCAUAAAAUUCCUAUUCUUCGUAUAUCCGACGGAGAUUACCUUAUACGGGAUAUCUCUUACGAAAACCAUUCGCUUUUAGUGACCAAUGCUGCUGCAAUUUAUGACGAACCAAGUUGUCCAAUUCCUCGUAGGAACUUCACCGUCAUUGGUUCGCCUUUCUCGCUUUCUGAUUACCACCUUGAUCUAUAUUUCCUCUAUAACUGUAGUUUGGCUCCUAAAGAAUAUUUCGUAUUUCCUAUUCUUUGCUCGAAAACUUCGAAUGAGAGUCUUACUUCUUAUGCAACAAUCAUCCAUCAAAAAGGAGGUAAUUUAUUUUCUAUCUCAGAGAAGUGUGAGGCUGUAGUUGGUGUUCCAAUUGAGAUGGAAGAAGGGGAAAAUUUUAAUACUUUGAUGGUAACGGAAUACUCCGACUUCGUGAAAAACGGUUUUGUUUUGACAUGGAAUUCAUCAGUGAGUGAGUGCCAUGAAUGCCAAAGAAGCGGAGGACGUUGCAGUUUCGAAAACACCAAAUUCGUGUGUUUUUGCCUUGAAGGAUCUCAUUCGAAAAGUUGCAAACAUGAAAAUAAGAACAACUCAUCCAAACUUACCAUCCGUAUAGCUGUUCCAUUCGUUAUCGCAGUACUUUUCACCAUUGCCUUCGGUUUCUUCUAUUUUGAGAGGAAAAAAGCACAGAGAAAAAAGUUUGAUGAUGUCGACGAUGAGAUUCAAGGAACAGAAUCUUUACAGUUCAACUUCAGUAGUAUAUGUGUUGCAACAAAUAAUUUCUCUGAAGCUAAUAAACUUGGACAAGGUGGAUUUGGCUCUGUUUACAAGGGUACACUUUCAGACAUGCAAGAAAUAGCCGUAAAGAGGCUAUCAAAAAAUUCAGGACAAGGUGAACAAGAGUUCAAGAAUGAAGUUACCUUAGUAGCUAAACUUCAGCACAGAAAUCUGGUGAAGCUCGUUGGUUUCAGCCAAGCUGGUGAAGAAAAACUGCUCAUCUAUGAAUUCAUGCCAAAUGGAAGCCUUGACCAGAUCCUAUUCGACCCAGUUAAAUGUACACAGCUAGAUUGGGAAAGACGAUACAAGUUAAUAGGAGGGGUAGCAAGAGGACUUGUCUAUCUCCAUGAGGAGUCUCGACUGAAAAUCAUCCACCGGGAUCUCAAAGCUAGCAAUAUAUUAUUGGAUGCAGACAUGAAUCCAAAAAUUGCAGAUUUUGGCAUGGCUAGGCUUUUUUGCCUUCACCAAAUUCAAGAUAAUACAAACAGAAUAGUUGGAACAUAUGGCUACAUGGCUCCUGAGUAUAUAAUGCAUGGUGAAUUCUCUAUGAAAUCAGACGUUUUUAGUUUUGGUGUCUUAGUUUUAGAGAUACUUUGCGGACAGAGGAACAGCAGUUUUCAUAAAUCAGAUAUUGCUGGGGACCUUCUAAGCUAUGCAUGGCGGCAUUGGAAUAAUGGAUCUGCUAUAGAAAUAUUACAUCCAACUUUGAAAGACACUUUUUCUAGAAAAGAAGCGGUGAGAUGCAUCCACGUAGCAUUAUUAUGUGUUCAAAAAAAUGUUGAAGAUAGGCCCUCAAUGCAGACGGUUAUCCUAAUGCUCAACAGAUACUUUUCAAUCAGUCACAAUUUACCUUCAGCGCCUGCAUUCUUUGCUGGUAGUAUUAAACGUAUGGAACCCAAGUCGACUUUAUAUUCAGACUACAGAGAUGCACAAGGAAGUUCUAAAAACGAGUCAAUCAGAGAUACAGCAAUGUACAGCGUGAAUGAUGUUUCAGUUACUGAACUGCACCCUCGAUGACAAUACAAUCUUGUUCAUUUGCCUUCUUC